AUGGCUUUCAAGAUUGAUUCGACAGGACGACCAGUGUAUCAGUCCCGUAAUGACUUCGGGCCACUUAAAAGCCUGAGAAGUAUACCACAGCUUAUCGACUUUGGCUUGGCAACCAGACUCGAGGAAGACGACGACUACGGCAUCUGGCCUAUUCAGCCAGACCACUAUCGGGCGCCAGAGGUGAUAUUGGGUAAUGGAUGGCGAAUGCCUACGGAUAUUUGGAAUCUUGGUGUUCUAUUGUGGGAUAUGAUCGAAGGAAAAGAGCUAUUUCGGCAUAUCCAUGAUCAACAAGGUCGUUACGAUGCUAAACUACACCUCGCCGAAAUGAUAGCUUUACUCGGUCCACCCCCUCCAGAGGUCAUACAAAGGUAUCAAUAUAUGCGAGAGUACUCGUGGCCGGAACCUGUCAGACGAGAAGACGACAGAGUAUGCGAGAUCGCGGAGGAGUACUUCUGCGGCCCAUUCUUUGACAGUAAUGGUCGCUUUCUUUACGAAGACCUGAUCCCCGACCGGAAACUAUACGACACAGUUUCCUUCCUUGAAGGAAAGGAGAGGGAAGCGUUUCUGGAUCUCGCCAAGGGAAUGCUUCGCAUUGAAUUUCUCUUACUGGACAUUGCGGAGAUUGUUCGACCGAGUAUCAGCCCGCUGCAAUCUCACCUCGACCAGCUCGUUAACCAGAUGAGGGAUAACAAGGCUGUCUAA
Molecule: messenger RNA, 702 nt
Organism: Penicillium roqueforti
Lineage: Eukaryota; Fungi; Ascomycota; Eurotiomycetes; Eurotiales; Aspergillaceae
Exons: 6
Coding region: 1-702 (233 amino acids)
Biological process (GO): protein phosphorylation
Molecular function (GO): protein kinase activity; ATP binding
Source: RefSeq, a predicted model, not a curated record